Molecule: messenger RNA, 3069 nt
Organism: Galendromus occidentalis (western predatory mite)
Lineage: Eukaryota; Metazoa; Arthropoda; Arachnida; Mesostigmata; Phytoseiidae
Gene: Hmgcr
Product: HMG coenzyme A reductase
Exons: 12
Coding region: 1-2814 (937 amino acids)
Biological process (GO): sterol biosynthetic process; coenzyme A metabolic process; isoprenoid biosynthetic process
Cellular component (GO): endoplasmic reticulum membrane; peroxisomal membrane
Molecular function (GO): NADP binding; hydroxymethylglutaryl-CoA reductase (NADPH) activity; protein binding
Source: RefSeq, a predicted model, not a curated record
AUGUCGUCAGGUCAUUCGGUGCGGCUCGAUAAUGUGAUCGUAUCAGACUACGAUAACCGAUUGAGCGAACCGAUCCUCGAGAUGAAAGUCCUGAACGUCAUGUUCUACCAACACGGCUACUUCGUGUCAUCCCAUCCAUGGGAGGUCAUUGUAGCCGCGCUCACUCUUAUGCUUACUCUGGGCAUUACGGCUUUCAAUAUCGGCUAUCCCGGCGCUCUACAAAACACUCCAGGAUAUCAAGGAUCCGAAAUGCAUGUCCUGGUGGUGCUAGCGGCGAUGUUGAAUGCAUCGCAUCAGUUCAAGCAUGUGUAUCAAAAUGGGAGUCGACUCGUUAUCGCUGUAUCGUUGGCGUACGCGCUUUUUGCCGGCAUAAUUUUUAUCGGAUGUCUACUUUGUUUGUUCGGGCAAACGCUCUCACAAAUCAAAGAUGCUUUCCCGCUAUUCCUGAUCAUGGUCGACAUGAACAAGGCGGUCAACCUCGCACAGCAGACGUUCAAGUCCGCAUCUCAGGAUGGGAUUUGCUCAGCGAUUGCAUCCGGCUUGGCCAUGAUGGGACCCGGUCUCACUCUAGAUACCGUGGUCAAAACCCUAGUGAUAGAAAUCGGAACCACGUCAGGAGUCUCGCGAUUAGAAAGUCUGGCUACUUACGUGGUCCUAUCGUCGAUUGUUACAUAUGUUGUUUUUCUGACUUUCUACCCGGCGCUUCUUGCUCUCAUCUUCGAGGUGACUCGCAUGGAAUCAGACCAGAAUCCAGCAGCCAGCCAAGAAGACGAACCGAAUCCUGUUUUAGAACGGGUGAAAGUCAUCAUGAGUGCGGGUUUGAUGUUGGUUCAUGCGCACAACCGGUGGCCUCUGAAUCGCUGUGCAUCUCCAAAAAGCAUCGCUUCCACGGGCUCCAAUCAAAGUGCUCAAUCAUUUUCUGCGUCCAGCUCAGGAGCGAGUCCUGCAACGCCGGAAUCUCCGACGCUGCCCGCAGCCGACACAUCCGAAGCUAUGCCCAGAUUGUAUGAACAGAUGACUGGCACGGGUGGUCCAGCGAGCUGGUGGUGGCUCAGCAUCGAGCAGGUGGUCAUCUUGGGCGUUGCUCUAGCCAUCGCUGUCAAGUAUCUCUUCUUCGAGAGACGAGCGCAACUCAAACAACAACUCUCGGCGGCAGCGAAAGAUCUCAUUGAAGGGAGCGACAACAGAACUGGGAGAGCGAUUCCUCAGUGCGAGGUCGUUCCGACACGAGAAUACCGUGAGAACGUUCGGCGAGUAUCAUCCGACCUGGACGAAAGAAAGAUAUCCCCAUUUAUGAUUGGAGACGGUGAAUUCGAUCGUGCGGACAAAACGGUUCAAACCGACUUGCCGUUCAUCUCGCACAGAGAUGCACAGGAGACGAACUCUGGCUCGAAUCCGAGAGAAACACAAGCUGAGAGGCCCUGCCGAGGAGUUCCCGAGUGUCUGGAGCUCCUCGCAGAUGCGGAAAAAGGACCACGCGAACUCACCGAUGAAGAAGUUAUCAUGCUUCUGGACAAGAAGGAGAUUCAGCUGUACAAGCUCGAGAACGUGCUGGACGAUCACGUUCGAGGAGUGGCUAUUCGGCGUUACAUGAUAGCGAGAGAAGCUGGAAUCGGAUCCGCACUGGAUAAACUGCCGUACCGUCAUUACGACUACGAGAAGGUUUUCGGUGCUUGUUGUGAGAACGUGAUCGGUUACAUGCCCGUUCCCGUUGGCAUCGCCGGUCCGCUCAUUUUGGAUGGCCGAUCCUUUCACGUACCUAUGUCUACGACGGAAGGUUGUCUGAUAGCUUCAACGAAUCGUGGCUGUCGAGCCAUCGCGAGAGCCGGAGGAGCGUAUUCGACGAUCACGGGCGAUGGUAUGACCCGUGGCCCCGUGGUGAAACUGCCUACCGUAGCGGAAGCUCAACAGGUUAAGCUUUGGUUGGAAAAACCGGAGAAUUUUGCCGAAAUCAAGGAAGCCUUUGACAGCACGUCUCGUUAUGCCAGAUUGAAAUACAUCCACUGUCAAUUGACGGGCGUACGUCUGUUCAUCCGAUUCGUAUCCACGACCGGAGACGCCAUGGGCAUGAACAUGUUGUCCAAGGGCACCGAUGUCGCCAUCAGUCACCUACAAAAAAUAUUCCCGAAAAUGGCAGUGAUUGCUGUUUCUGGUAACUUCUGCACGGACAAGAAGCCGUCGGCAAUGAACUGGAUCGAGGGACGCGGGAAGAGCGUCAGUUGCGAAGCCACGAUCCCCGCGCACGUUGUCCGAGAUGUUCUGAAAACGAGUGCGUCUGACUUGGUCGAAGUGAACUUGAGCAAAAACCUCAUCGGUUCUGCCAUGGCUGGAUCAAUCGGGGGCUUCAACGCUCAGGCAGCGAAUAUCGUGACCGCAAUCUUCAUCGCCACCGGUCAAGACCCGGCUCAAAACGUCGAAAGUUCAAAUUGCAUCACCGUGAUCGAGCGCUGCGGCGUCAACAACGAAGAUAUUCACAUACAGUGCACCAUGCCAUCGAUAGAGGUCGGCACGGUGGGCGGUGGCACGGUGCUACCCCCGCAAGAGUCCAUGUUGGAGCUCCUCGGCGUGAAAGGGGCGAGCACGGACGAGCCAGGAGAGAACGCCAGAACUCUCGCCAAGGUUGUUUGCGGUGCUGUGGUGGCCGGGGAACUCUCCCUGUUAUCGGCUCUGGCAGCCAGAGACCUUGUGAAAUCGCAUAUGCGACACAAUCGCUCGGUGGUGAACAUGGCCCCUCUUUCGAACUCCGGCAACCCUCCCGCGACAGUCAGCGUCGACAAGCGGGGACUUCUGUCUGCAUGCCCCGUCUCGGAGUAGAACCCAUGUGAAGGCACCGUGUAAAACAAAGGCAAUCAUCAUUUCAGAGAUCCGAGUGGCGCUUCCCGCAUGGGUUUCGAAGAGGUAAUUCUGGGAAACUGGCGAAGGAACUUGUGCUUGACACCCCGGUGCUUCCUAGUCUGAACGACACUGACUCGAAAUAGAAUAUAGCAACUGCCGAGCGUCACUGAUCGCAGCGGAGGCAGCGGAAUCGAUUUCUUUCGAAGCUCGGUAAUUUCCACUCCUGAAUCCGCC